Mercurialis annua (annual mercury) is the source of this 2457-nucleotide messenger RNA. Its product is annotated as subtilisin-like protease SBT3. NCBI's taxonomy places the organism in Eukaryota, Viridiplantae, Streptophyta, Magnoliopsida, Malpighiales, Euphorbiaceae. The coding region runs from base 27 to 2360 and encodes 777 amino acids. The record is from RefSeq and is a predicted model, not a curated record. The transcript has a single exon. Gene Ontology annotation, biological process: proteolysis. Gene Ontology annotation, molecular function: serine-type endopeptidase activity.
CUUUCACAUUAUCAUCGCAGUUAGCCAUGACAAAACACUGCAAAUUUCCUUCCUUCGUAUGGCUUUUGUUUACUGCUUCAAACUUAUUACUCUUCUUCAUUCCUCUGUUAUUAGCAGAGAAAGAGAAUUACAUUGUCCACAUGGAUUUAUCAGCCAUGCCAAAAGCUUUCUCUGAUCAUCAUAGUUGGCACUUGGCCACUCUUGAUUCUGUUUUUCAACUCUCUAAAACCACAGACACCAUUAAUAAUGAAGCCAAACCCUCUACACUUCUCUAUAGCUAUACUCACGUUAUGCAUGGCUUCAGUGCUCAUCUCUCUCCCGCCGAGCACGAGAUCUUGAAAAGCUCUCCCGGCUUUGUUUCUUCGAUCAAAGAUAAGCAGGUGAAACCAGACACAACUCGUUCACCGUCUUUUCUUGGCCUUACCUCCACCUCUGAAGCUUGGAAUGUGUCGAAUUAUGGUGAAGGUAUCAUCAUUGGGGUGAUCGACAGUGGUGUAUGGCCAGAGAGUGAGAGUUUUAGUGAUGAAGGAAUGCCGAAAGUUCCGAAAAGAUGGAAAGGAAAAUGCGAAAGUGGAACUGAAUUCAGCUCUUCACUAUGCAACAACAAACUUAUCGGAGCUCGAUUUUACAACAAAGGGGUGAUCGCCCAUAAGAACGUCACUAUAACCAUGAAUUCCACGCGUGACACGUAUGGCCACGGGACUCACACGUCGAGCAUAGCUGCCGGGAAUUUCGUAAAAGGCGCAUCAUACUUUGGGUAUGCACCUGGAACCGCUAGUGGAGUGGCUCCGCGUGCUCAUGUAGCCAUGUACAAGGCGUUGUGGGAAGACUAUGGUGCUUCUUAUACAUCUGAUGUAAUUGCUGCAAUUGAUCAAGCAAUUAUGGACGGAGUAGAUGUUUUGUCUAUUUCAGUGGGAUAUGGUAAUGAACUGUUGUAUGAAGACCCUAUAGCUUUGGCGACAUUUGCAGCUGCCGAGAAGGAUAUAUUUGUGGCAACAUCUGCGGGAAAUGACGGGCCUCAUCCUGGUACACUCCAUAACGGCGUACCGUGGGUAACAACUGUUGGUGCUGGGACUAUAGACCGUGAAUUUAAUGGAAUUUUAAAUCUUGGAAACGGAGUUUCAGUCUCUGGUAUGUCUCUCUAUCCUGGUAACGAUACUACUACUUGGCAUGGUCCAAUAGCCUUUAAUGGUAACUGUUUUGACGAUAGAAGAUUUAAAAAGGGACACAUUAUAGUUUGCGAAGAAAAAUAUGGCGGCAUGCAAGACUUAGAGGAGCAAUACGACAACAUCCGCUUAAGUGAUAACAUCAUAGGAGGAAUUUUCAUAACCAAAGUUGUAGACCUUGAAAACUUCAUCCAAACCCGAAUUCCAACCAUUUUUAUAAAUUUGGAAGAUGGGAAAAAGAUCAAAAGUUACAUCAAAAGCAGCACCAAGCCAAAUGCAAGCAUGGAGUUCAAGAAAACUAUACUUGGUGUUAAAUCAGCUCCAAGUCUUGCUACCUACAGCUCCAGAGGACCCGAUUUAUCGUGCCAGCCGGUUCUGAAGCCUGACAUUACGGCUCCUGGCUCUCGAAUCUUAGCUGCCUGGCCGGAUAAUAUAUGGGUGGAUCUUCUUCAUAAUGAACAGGAAAUAUACACUAACUACAAUCUACUAUCAGGUACAUCCAUGGCUUGCCCGCACGUAGCAGGAGUAGCAGCACUUUUGAAAAAGGCACAUCCAGAUUGGAGUCACGCUGCAAUUCGUUCGGCAAUGAUGACCACUGCUGAUACCAUGACUCGAGCCAAUAAGCCAAUUAUAGAUCUCUCUUACGACCGGCUGCCUGCGACUCCUACAGACAUGGGAUCUGGCUAUAUUAAUCCCAACAAAGCGCUACACCCAGGCCUUAUUUACGAUGCCAAAGUAGCUGAUUAUGUUAGCUUUCUCUGUGCAUUGAAUUUGACCCAGCAGCAGAUCCAAACUUUCACAAGAUCCGCGCAUAAUAAUUGUUCUUUCCCGUCUUCUUCGGACCUGAACUACCCGUCUUUUAUCGCAUACUUCAACGCCGAUGACUCGGAAGCCAAUUUGACAACUGUUCAAGAGUAUCACAGGACAGUAACCAACGUUGGAGAUGCAGUGUCUACUUACACUGCAAAUUUGACACCCAUUCCUGGAAUUAAGGUAAGUGUCGUUCCAAACAAGCUGGUUUUCAAAACCAAGUACCAGAAGCUAAGCUAUAAGUUGACCAUAAAAGGUCCAAAAGCAAUCCCGCAAAAUAUAGUCCAUGGUUACUUGACCUGGACUGAUUCCAAAAUUAAAUAUGUUGUCAAGAGUCCCAUUGCGGUCAUAGGCCAGAAGGAUUUUUAUUAUGAUGAUGAUUAAAUGUAAUCUGUAUUAAUUACCACUAUCCAAAAUAAAUAAGGGCAAUGCUAUUUAGCCAGAAAAAUUAUGGACACAAAAUGGCUAGAAUUUUUUUUUA